ACCGUUCCUGAGCUUGUCCCCUUCCGUCUCACGCAAAACUUAAUUGAUGCAAUGGGCAUACUGAAAGUCGACGGCAUGUAUCGGAAGACCUGCGAGGUGACGCUAGACGUGAUGAAAAAAAACAAGACCCAACUCCUAUCAGUAUUUGAGACAUUGGGACAUGAUCCUCUCGCGGACUGGCAAAAGAAGGCUCUCGGAAGAGCUAAGAUGGUGUCUAGACUUCCGUUUGGAUGAACUGAUGAAUGGAUCGCGGACAUGCC
Zychaea mexicana is the source of this 260-nucleotide messenger RNA. RefSeq lists its product as uncharacterized. The annotation marks the transcript as partial. The record is from RefSeq and is a predicted model, not a curated record. Gene Ontology annotation, cellular component: nucleus. Gene Ontology annotation, molecular function: protein serine/threonine kinase activity. Gene Ontology annotation, biological process: DNA damage checkpoint signaling; telomere maintenance; protein phosphorylation. Lineage: Eukaryota; Fungi; Mucoromycota; Mucoromycetes; Mucorales; Lichtheimiaceae. The transcript is spliced from 3 exons.